GAUAACACCACCAUGAAUGGUAUAGCUGUCUUUUGUUUUGGUUACAUUUUUGCAGUAACAUGUUUAUUAGGAACAAGCCAAGCAUCAUUAAGGGCUUCUCAUACCACGAGCUUCAAAGAGAGUCAAGACUGUCUUCAGAACAGUCACUAUAGAUACCUAAAAAGCUUAGUUGGAAAUAGCUGUUCGCCUAUGGAUGAUCAAUGGUAUCACCUACACCACUUGACGUUUUACCAAAGUCUUGCGCACUGCGCCCGUGACGCUGCCAAAUAUAUAAGAGAUUAUUACCAACACCACCAUGCACGUUCUGACUGUUCAUGUUCUGUCGGAAACACUUCGCUCACACACCUUUCACAUUCUCAAACACUUGAUCACUGCAGGAACUCAGAUAGGAAUUACAGAGAUAUUUUCGACACGACCUUCUAUGAUAGCCACAGUACAAGUCAUGAACGUAUAUGUCACCGCCAUUUUGACGAAAUGGGAAAACUGGCGGCAGUAGCAGAAAACAGUUGCUUUAUGGAUUUGGUUGCACAUUUUGACAGACAGUUCUUUCAUAGCCAUGGCAGUUUACGUAGAUGUUCUUGCCAAAUAACAAACGGUGGAAACGGAGGGGCGACACACACACCACAGCAUCAUACGUCAACAGAUCAGUGUAUGCAGUAUUCGCAAUACCAAUAUCUCGACACUUUACUUGCGCACGACACAUGUAUUAGCCAUUAUAAAGUAUGGAGCUACCUCGAUCCGCUAACUUCACUCAGUCCAACGUGCCGAGUAAAGAUUAUCGAGAGAUUAAACGCCGCCUAUGGACAUUUUUCACAUACACCGUCCAACUGCACAUGUAGUACCAAUUUUGAUCCCCUUCAUCUUUACAAUGACCCACAUGGCCAUUACCAACAAUGUCGAAAUGCAAACCAUUACCAAGCCCUAACGUCGAGAUUGUUACACAAUCAGGUCAGUCAGGUCUGCUCAUCACACCAUACCGUGUGGAAAGAACUGUCACAAAUUCCGCACAACAACGGUUACAACUAUUACUACUGCCAAAAAGAUGCCAUCUCACACAUUGCAGAUUCGGUUUCUCGAGUCCAUAACCCGUGCGUAUGUGUGCCAGCCAAUGUCGUAACAUCAACAUCAACUACGACAAGUCCUCCUAUAACAGUUACAUCAACAUCGAAUCCUACUAAAACUACAACUACAAUUUCUCCUCUACCAGAUUUUAAAUUGUGCAAUACCAUCGCCUUGACCAUUGGCCUAGCGUACGGUGAAGUUUUAAAAGAAGGUAAUUUCACCUGCAGUGAUGGAAGUCACGCCCUUUCUGAAGCUACACCAAUGAAAUUGUGCAACGCCACAGACUCUUCCAAGUGGAUCAAAGGUCAACAUGUGAUUUCCCACUGUGACAGUAUACCAAUGUUUUCUGCCAUCGCUUCGUUCGCCGGUCAAGUGUACACCCACGAUGGUUUAGCCGGGGUGUUCCUUGGAUGCAACAGCACACAUAUUUCUAUAGCCUCUGAAGAUUGUACGCAAGGCCUGACCAGAUUUUAUAUUCCUCGGGACGGAAGAGAUAGCUAUAUUCAUUCCGCUAUCAAUUACUUCACCAUAAGUUGGUGAAAGGAUCAGUCAAGUACUAGUAAUCUUCCCGACAUACUGCAUGGACUGUAAACACUUGUAUAACGACAAAAGUGUACUGAGUACACGGCCGUUACAGAUUGAUUGUCGCAGUAUUUACCGAAAUCUAUCAUUUGGAAGAGCGUGCUUAAGUUUUGUUAGGUAUUAAGGUAAAUACUUACAAAAUUUUAGAUGCAAUUACUUAGCUAAUCACAAAAUAAAUAUUAU
This is a messenger RNA of Mizuhopecten yessoensis (Yesso scallop), 1827 nucleotides long. RefSeq lists its product as uncharacterized. The record is from RefSeq and is a predicted model, not a curated record. The transcript has 23 exons. Lineage: Eukaryota; Metazoa; Mollusca; Bivalvia; Pectinida; Pectinidae. The coding region runs from base 13 to 1602 and encodes 529 amino acids.